AUGGCCGAAGAGGCAAACCCGAUCUCCUACGAAGACCUCGACGCAAUCGAGGAUGAGUUUCAAGACAUCGACACCCAAAUAUUGCGCACCCAAUACGAGCUCUCCGCAGACGUCUAUGCAAAACGCGCGCAAGCAGUCGCGCGCAUCCCUCACUUCUGGCCGCUCGUACUGGAACAAGCGCCCCCCGAAAUCGACCAGUACAUCCUACCCCAAGACUCGCGCAUCUUCGGCGAAAGCCUGAUCAAUCUCGAGGUGCGGCGGCCGGAACUCGGUGGCAAUAAGGGCUUGGGGGAUCCGAGAAGCUUGGCGUUCAAGUUUGAAUUCCGACCGAACGAUGACUUUGAAGAUGCGGUGCUGGAAAAGACGUUUUGGUAUCGCCGGGCGAGGGAUGGGUGGACGGGGUUGGUCAGUGAACCCGUGAAGAUCAAUUGGAAGAGUGGGAAGGACAUCACACAGGGCUUGACCGACAUGGCGAAAGCGCUGUUCGAUGCCAGGCGCAAGGCGGGCAACAUGACGGCUACCGACCUACCCGAGUACACGGCGCUGAGGAACAAGGUGGAGUCGUGGGAUGCGCUCAACACCUCCUUCUUCACGUGGUUUGGAUCGGUCAGUGGGCGGCGAUAUGUGACGGAAGAGGAGAGCAUCAAGGCGAAUGAAGACCACGCUGCGUUGAAAGCGAGGCGGGCGGCGGGAGAGACAGUCGAGUUUCCCGAGGAGACGGACUCGGACGACGACGAGGCGGCCGAGGUUCACCAAGGCGGAGAUGAGCUGGCCAUCUCGAUUGCAGAAGAUCUGUGGCCGAAUGCCACGAGAUUCUUCACGCAAGCGCAAGAGAUUGAGGAAAUGUCGGAUGCGGACUUUGAGGAGGAUGAGGAUGAGGAUGACGAGGACGAGGCGGUGGACAUUCGUGCGCUGGUGCGCGACAAGAGCGGCAGUAGUCGGGCGGCGAGACACGCUGAUGAGCCGCCCAACAAGAAGCUCAAAAGGUGA
Molecule: messenger RNA, 990 nt
Organism: Neohortaea acidophila
Lineage: Eukaryota; Fungi; Ascomycota; Dothideomycetes; Mycosphaerellales; Teratosphaeriaceae
Exons: 2
Coding region: 1-990 (329 amino acids)
Biological process (GO): nucleosome assembly
Cellular component (GO): nucleus; chromatin
Molecular function (GO): chromatin binding; histone binding
Source: RefSeq, a predicted model, not a curated record